This is a messenger RNA of Cucurbita pepo subsp. pepo (vegetable marrow), 1284 nucleotides long. RefSeq lists its product as uncharacterized. The record is from RefSeq and is a predicted model, not a curated record. Lineage: Eukaryota; Viridiplantae; Streptophyta; Magnoliopsida; Cucurbitales; Cucurbitaceae.
AUAAAUGUGAAGAAGCAGCCUGUUUAACUCCUUCAAUGGCUGCCAUGGAAGCAGAAGAGACGGAGGAAGAAGGAGGGCGUUAUUUCUUGGAGAAACUAUCUUCUGCUCCAACUAUGCAAGAAGAUGGCGGUUUGGAUCUCUGUCUAAGCUUCAGCAGCUACUCUAUCGACGGACCUGCAGAAACUGCUGCGAGAGUUACCAUGGAGUUUGGAGGAAUGGGCGGAGAUGGCGAUGGCGGUGAGGAGGAUGAGUUUGAAUUUGUUUUGUUUCAUAAGGUGGAGGAAGAAAUGGUUUUGGACUGUCCGAUUAGUCCUGUUUUUCCUAUCUUCAAUCACGACCUAUUGGAGAAGAGUGAUGGAACUGAGGUUAAUGAAUUGAAAAAUGGAAGUGGUUCGACUGUUAGGAUUUCUCUGGAGAAGCUUAUACUUGACGAUCGCGAGCGUGAACGUGACCUUGAUCGUGAUCUUCCGUCGUCUUCGUCGUCUGAAGUCGAUGAAUUGGACGGAAUUCCACCGGGAACGUACUGCGUUUGGACGCCUAAGCCAGUGCAAGCAGCAGAACGCGGAAAAUGCAAGAAGAGCAAGUCCACUGGAUCAGGAUGGUCGUCUUCAAGACGGUGGAGGCUCCGGAAUUUACUUCCACGAAGCAACAGCGAAGGAGGAAAGAAUCUGUUCGUCUUCUUAACACCGUCUUCGAAAUCAGAAUCGACGAGGAAGAAAGAAGAGAAAUCAGAGAAAUUAGGCAAAGAUACAAAGGGAAAGAAGAGCUGUUCAGAAGCCAACGCCGUUGCCAGAAAAACGAACAUCAAAAGAGGCUCCGUCGAGAAGGAAUCAUCGGCGCACGAAUUAUUUUACGUGAGGAGCCGAAUGUCGAAGGAAGGAGAUAAGAGACGAUCAUUCCUUCCGUACCGGCAAGACCUCGUCGGGUUUUGGGCUAAUCUCAAUACCGUGAGCAAAGCUCUACCUCCAUUCUAAGCCGCUCAACAGGAAGAAGUUUGGCCCUCUAAAACUUUCCAAGUAAUUGACAAAGAGGCAACUGCUAAUACUGCAUCUGCACGUUGACUAUAUUUACAAUAGCAAAGAAAAGUAUGCAUGAAUGGGAGAAAAGACUCAUACCCUCCGUUGAACCACCACAUGUUGAUAGAAUGAAGCAAUGAACUGCAAAAUGAAAUCAGUACGCAACUUCUCAGUAGCUGCAUUAAUGAAUAUAUAACAUUUCAAGAGCCAUAUAUUAUCCUGUUCGAAGAAUAAAUUAUUAUAAAAGACAUAACUACAAUGGUUAUUU